AUGAUCGUGGGGCUGAUCACCUUUGUCAACCUGACCAACGUACAAUGGAAUGAAGAGGCAGGGGACCUGGGUGCGCAGCUGAAUGGCGCCCUGGCGGCUUGCUUCAUGGCACCCGUGCUGGUCGCCGUCCUGGACCUUUCAGCCAUGCUGAUCCUCGCAAAAAAGACCUACGCCCUGUCUGGGACUGGACUCUCAUACGCCCUGCUCUGGACUGACAGCAACACCAGGGAGUUUACCGCUGCCACUGUACUGGCCUUCCUGUCAGUUGGGGGCUACCUAGCCAUGUUUGGAGUGCUGCUGGGCUGCCAUCGCAGCGUCAAGGCUGGCCAGAUGACCAUGGACGAAGUGGAGGACCGCAUCCGGACGCUGCCCAUGUCAGACGUGAGCCACCAGGCCUCACCUGGGCCCCAGGCAUGGUCAAACGGGGUUUAA
Molecule: messenger RNA, 432 nt
Organism: Auxenochlorella protothecoides
Lineage: Eukaryota; Viridiplantae; Chlorophyta; Trebouxiophyceae; Chlorellales; Chlorellaceae
Exons: 3
Coding region: 1-432 (143 amino acids)
Source: RefSeq, a predicted model, not a curated record